Molecule: messenger RNA, 2692 nt
Organism: Haliotis rufescens (red abalone)
Lineage: Eukaryota; Metazoa; Mollusca; Gastropoda; Lepetellida; Haliotidae
Product: major royal jelly protein 1-like
Exons: 1
Coding region: 50-1483 (477 amino acids)
Source: RefSeq, a predicted model, not a curated record
GUUGGGUUCGGCAACAGCGCGCUGAGGGGGUUGUCCUUCACUUUCCAACAUGGCGUCUGUGAGUAUUGCCGCGUUGACCUUACUCUUGUACAUCAACUGCAUAUCGGGCCUGCGCCCCAUUCAGGAAAACACUAUUCCAAUCUUUGAGCCCACCCUUGUUUACAAAUGGGUUACGCUGGACUACAUACGGCCAAGCAACAUGUCCUAUCAUCGGUUCCGAAUGACCUAUCCCUACGACUACAGAAACACACUGCUGGGCGGGCUCAAAGUGUACAAAGGGGACAUUUAUGUAACAAUUCCUCGUAUAAGCAGCGGAGUGUCGGCAACUUUAAACCGGGUUGUUGAAAAAGACGGCGCCCCAUAUCUCGAAGCUUUUCCGAACUGGGAUUGGCAGACACUUGCUGACUGCGAUGCAUUACAGACGGUGAACAACAUAGAAAUCGACCCCGUGAAAGGAUGGAUGUGGAUAAUUGACACUGGCAGAGUGAAUACCUUUUGGGGUGGAGUGAGAAAUUUGUGUCAACCCAAAUUGAUUAUUUAUGACAUUGACAAAAAAGAAGUUGUCAUUCGUUAUGUUUUUCCACCAGAAGUAGCUUCUAUUGCGGAUUCAUAUCUGUCCGACAUUGUUAUUGACCCUGAAGCUGGAUAUGCUUACAUAUCGGACAUACUUAGACGGAGGCUUAUCUUCUACAGCAUGAACGACAACUUCUCAAUCGCGGUGGAACACACAUUAUUCGCGUAUGAAUAUGGCAACAAUACAAUUACUAUAGAUGAUCGUACUAUCAAACUGGCAAAUACAUCUGCUAAUAUCGACGGAAUCGCUUUAUCGCCGAGGAGGGACUAUGUUGUUUUUUCCCACCUUGGAGGGUUCGGAUUGUAUAGGAUAAGUACUGAAUUCUUCAGAAAACUCAUAAAAAAUUCCACAUAUGUGUCCGAGCUUGAUAACUAUAUCAAACGAGUAGGAUUCAAGCCCUCACAGUCGCGAGGUAUUGUUUUGGGCCACGACAACUUGUAUUAUGGGGCUCUAGGCCUGGGUGCUGUGUACAGUUGGCAGAUCACGGAUCUACUGAGCUACCCCGACGCAUCUGAAAACACAUUAAGAAGUGUCCCUCAGGCGAGGGCGGUAGCUGACGACAGAAUUAACUGGAUCGACACCGUUACCUUGGAUACAGAAGGAUUUUUGUGGAUUACGUCAUCAAAUCUUGUGAGGUAUUUUCUUGACGUCAUGGACUACCAUCACACCUAUAACUACUACAUUUGGAAAGUCGACGUUGGUGAGGACAGUUAUUUGAAGAAAAAGACAUCGCCUCUGCCAACAACGACAACAACUACAACAACGACAACAACUACAACAACGACAACAACGACAACAACUACAACAACUACACCAACGCCUGUGAAUGAUAAGAAUGCUGCGUCGAAUCAAGGCUGGAGAGGUGUAUGGACUGUUUUUUCAGUGUGUUCAGUGCUUGUUUCGCGUUAAUUACUGCCUUACAGGCCUUUCGCAAUUUAUCAUGCAAUAUCUAGUUUGUCUUUGUUCAAAUGUUUGUCACUGCCAAUAUGAUUGUAUGUUAUAAGACACUGAAAUCAGCUAUAUUACGGUGGCCUGAAGUAAAAUGUCGACUCUGGACCAGGCAAACCAGUGGCUGAAAGAAUGAGGAACGGUCCUCGACGUCAUGCAUUAUGACGCACUAUUUGCCAAGUCUACGAAGACUACCAUACACUCGUCUUCUGUCGACUCUUUCAAACAAGCAGGAGGUGGCUAUCAUUUCCCGGAAACCCCACGGGACCAUCCGAAAACGUGAACUGGCAUGACUUUAUUGAGAAGACGCGCAUGAAGAAUCAUAAUGGACAUGUGCUUGUUUGGAAGGUGAUGUGAGGGCACAUACCGACUGCACGUCUUAUGCGCAGUGGAGGUUGAUCUGCACUGUCAGUGGAACCACACCCGAAAUGGACUUCCGGACAUACACAGACAGCAUGACUCCUCUAGGUACCUUAAUGACCCGUUAAUGUGGCAUAGUGUAUUCGUUAUCUUGUCAUUUGAACUCGACUCGAUUCUUGACUUUUGAACAGACCUGUGAAGAUCCGGGUUAGAAUAGGUCUUCAGCAACCUAUGCUUGCCGUAAAAGGCGACUAUGCUUGUCGUAAGAGGCGACUAACGGGAUCGGGUGGUCAGGCUCGCUGACUUUGUUAAUGCAUGUUAUCGAUCCCAAUUGCGUGGAUCGAUGCUCAUGACGUCAAUCACUGGAUUGUCUGGUCCAGACUCGAUUAUUUACAGACCGCCGUCAUAUAGCUGGAAUAUUUCUGAGUGCGGCGUAAAACAAAGUGACUUUUGAAUACGAUAUAUGCAAUAUUCGAUCGGUACGGUUUACAAACAUUUGCCUACUCGUUCUUUCCUGUUUGGGGUUCUUAGUAGAAACACAUACACCUAGACAACCACGAACCCAGAGUUACUGAACAUCAAUCUGCUUGUCCAUGAGUUACUUCCCUUCAAUUGCUGAGGGGGUUGUCAAGGUAUAUGUUGGAACUAAGACAGAUUUUAUCGAUACUUUAAAUGGUCGAUAAGUUACAUUUUGCAGUAUGUGUACCGACGAAGGACAGAAAUUGUUGUGUUUGUCUUAUACCAUAUCCAACCCGUAAACUUGUAAAGUCAGCUCCACGAAGCGUCAAUAAAAUCACUGCCGUCUCCUUA